This is a messenger RNA of Momordica charantia (bitter melon), 1191 nucleotides long. Its product is annotated as peroxidase 5-like. Lineage: Eukaryota; Viridiplantae; Streptophyta; Magnoliopsida; Cucurbitales; Cucurbitaceae. Gene Ontology annotation, molecular function: peroxidase activity; heme binding. Gene Ontology annotation, biological process: hydrogen peroxide catabolic process; response to oxidative stress. The record is from RefSeq and is a predicted model, not a curated record.
UCCUAUUUUUCACCAUAAUCUCUUACUUGGCUCCAAUAAUGGCUUCCUCUUCUUCUUGUUCUCAAAAGUUGCAACUUCUCUCAAAGCUCCCCUCUAUCAUCUUCUUCCUCUCUCUGAUCUCCCAUUUGGGUUCUGCAUCUGAUCUACAAGUGGGUUUCUAUGAAUCAUCUUGCCCUGAUGCUGAGGCCAUUGUUAAGAACGCUGUUAACAAAGCCGUCUCUCAAAACCCCGGCAUCGCGGCCGGUCUCAUUAGACUGCACUUCCAUGAUUGCUUCGUUAGAGGUUGCGAUGGUUCUGUACUUUUAGAAUCCACGUCCGGAAAUUCAGCGGAGAGAGAGCAUCCUGCAAACUUUCAGACGUUACGAGGUUUUGAGGUUAUUGACAAAGCCAAGGCUCAAAUUGAGGCUGUUUGUCCCAACACUGUGUCUUGUGCUGAUAUUCUUGCUUUCGCUGCCCGCGACAGUGCUUGUAAAGUUGGAGGUAUCAGCUAUGAUGUACCCGCUGGCCGUCGUGACGGACGAAUCUCGAUAAAGGAAGAAGCCGGAGCUCUCCCUCGUCCCUCUUCCAAUGCCGAUCAACUCAUCGAGAACUUCGCUCGGAAAGGGCUGUCAGCGGCGGAGAUGGUGACUCUCUCCGGCGCCCACUCCAUCGGAGUAGCCCAUUGCCCCACCUUCGCCAAUAGGCUUUAUUUCUUCAACGCAACUCACCCACAAGACCCUUCCAUGGACCCCUCCUACGCAGCUUACUUGAAGAACAAAUGCCCGCCGCCGAGUAGCUUCGCCGGUGACAGGAGCGAGCAGCCGGCAGUGGCGCUUGAUUUUUCCACCCCCAAUCGGCUGGACAAUCAGUACUACGUGGAGCUGAAGAACCGCCGUGGGCUGCUGAGCUCCGAUCAAACAUUGUUGAGCAGUUCUUCAACCUCAAAAAUGGUGUUGAAGAAUGCUGAGUAUGGCUCCAAAUGGGCUGCCAAAUUUGGGAAGGCGAUGGUCAAAAUGGGUUCCAUUGAUGUCCUCGCUGGAUCACAGGGUGAGAUCAGACGCCAUUGCAGCGUUGUGAAUUGAAGUUGAGAGAGCUUCUGUGUUAUAACUUUAGAACAAUGUUUAUUGUUUUUUUUUUCCUUCAAAUUAUUCAUUGAUUUUCUCCAUGUUUGAUCAACUUUGAAAGUGUAUAUUUUUCGUUUUUUUCCUUUCC